Messenger RNA from Solanum pennellii, 507 nucleotides. RefSeq lists its product as uncharacterized. Lineage: Eukaryota; Viridiplantae; Streptophyta; Magnoliopsida; Solanales; Solanaceae. The transcript is spliced from 4 exons. The coding region runs from base 1 to 507 and encodes 168 amino acids. The record is from RefSeq and is a predicted model, not a curated record.
AUGAUUCAACCAUCUAAGGCUCUCUAUGGUGCUUCUGUUUUGUUCCAAAAGAAACAAGAUGGGACGAUGAGAAUGUGUGUAAAUUAUAGGGCGCUGAACAAGGCAAAUGUGAAGAAUAAGUAUCCGGUUCUGUUGGUGCAAUAUUUGAUGGACAGAUUGAGCAAAGCAUGCUGGUUCACGAAACUUGAUCUUAGGGAAGGCUACUGGCAGGCUAUUGGAGGCAUGAUUGUUCAUGAAGGUCAUCAUGUGGCCUUCGAAAGUCGAAAAUUGAAUGAUGCUGAGCAAAGAUAUUCGACAAAUGAAAAGGAAAUGGUAGAUGUUGUACACUGUCCACAGGUUGCUGAUGCAUUGAGUCAGAAAGAGGUAUUUGUUGCAGUAUAUUCAAUUUCAAAACUUGAGACUGAUUUCUUUGAAAGGAUCAAAUUGUGUGAUGCAAAUGAUCAGGAAGGGAACAUGUCAAAGAGGGCUCCUCCAUCACUACCUACACAGUUUGAUGCUGAAAUUUAG